Cuscuta europaea is the source of this 335-nucleotide messenger RNA. The record is from the annotation of a GenBank genome assembly. Lineage: Eukaryota; Viridiplantae; Streptophyta; Magnoliopsida; Solanales; Convolvulaceae.
AGCUAGGUCGUUUGCGUUCUUGAAAAAAGGAAUGAGAAGUAAUUUAACAUUAAGGAUGAAUGGUUGGAUCUUGACCUCUCUAAUGGUGGUAGCUUGUGCUUCUUCUUCCCUGGACGAAAACUGGGAGUGCCCUUUUGAAGACAUAGACUUCCAGCCAUGCGUAGCUCAAUUGUCAGCCAAAUCCAUUUGGUCAUGCUGUGAAAUUCUGAACCAAGCAAUCAUUGAGGAUCAUCACUGUGUCUGUAAGCUAAUAGGAUCUAAAACUCCUCUCCUCACCCACUCUCUAUUGCUCACCAUGUCAGAUUGCCUCAUUUCGAUACCUCAAUGCCACGGUA